AUUAGAGGAGAAAAUAGGUGUGACAAAGCCAAAAGCAGACAGGCGAAGUACAUAACCACUACCAGAUCCCAAAAACAGACAAGAGAGAUUUGUCACGAAGAUGAUGGGUGUGGUGAAGUCGGCGAUUGGUGAUAUGUUGAUGACCUUCUCUUGGGUUGUCCUCUCCGCAACCUUCGGAAUUCAGACGGCUGCGAUUAUCUCCGCCGGCGAUUUGCAGGGUAUCGCUUGGGCUCCGUUGGUGAUCUUGACGUUGAUGAUUUUCGUUUACGUCUCGAUCUUCACUAUUAUCUUCGGCGGUGCUAGCUUUAAUCCUACCGGAAGCGCUGCCUUUUAUGUCGCUGGUAUCCCCGGCGAUACUCUUUUCUCUUUGGCUAUUAGAUUACCUGCUCAGGCAGUUGGUGCUGCAGGAGGUGCAUUGGCCAUCAUGGAGUUUAUACCAGAGAAGUACAAGCAUAUGAUUGCAGGACCUUCCCUUCAGGUUGAUGUGCACACUGGAGCUAUUGCAGAAACGAUCUUAAGUUUUGGUAUUACCUUUGCGGUUUUGCUAAUUAUCCUCAAGGGUCCACGGAGAAUGCUCGCUAAGACGUUCUUGCUUGCUCUGGCAACCAUCACAUUUGUUGUCGCCGGGUCUAAAUACACUGGACCAGCCAUGAAUCCUGCCAUCGCAUUUGGGUGGGCAUACAUGUACAGCUCCCACAACACAUGGGAUCAUAUCUACGUCUACUGGAUUAGUUCCUUCGUAGGAGCAUUAUCUGCUGCAUUGCUCUUCCGUUCUAUCUUCCCUCCACCUCGACCCCAGAAGAAGAAACAAAAGAAAGCUUGAGGAAAACCCCAAUUGUGAGAGUCCACCAGUCAGGUCCUUCACCGGUUUGGGCUGUAGAAAAGACUCACAGAGUUGGUCCAUUCUAAAAUAAGGAGCCUACAAAAGAAAAGUAAAAAUAAAAAUCAAAGUCUCCUCCUUGUUAUUGUUUAGAUUCACUCGCUUAAUUUAUAGAUUUUGUAAGGACGUAAACCUUUUCUCUUGUUUGUUCAUAAAUCAAAUCAUUCAGACUCUCUUUCGGUUUGGAAUCGAUUUUAUUGUUAUCAA
Messenger RNA from Camelina sativa (false flax), 1087 nucleotides. RefSeq names its product aquaporin SIP1-1. The record is from RefSeq and is a predicted model, not a curated record. Gene Ontology annotation, cellular component: membrane. Lineage: Eukaryota; Viridiplantae; Streptophyta; Magnoliopsida; Brassicales; Brassicaceae. Gene Ontology annotation, biological process: transmembrane transport. Gene Ontology annotation, molecular function: water channel activity.